Molecule: messenger RNA, 2129 nt
Organism: Sardina pilchardus (European sardine)
Lineage: Eukaryota; Metazoa; Chordata; Actinopteri; Clupeiformes; Clupeidae
Product: perforin-1-like
Exons: 5
Coding region: 270-2033 (587 amino acids)
Biological process (GO): defense response to virus; immunological synapse formation; T cell mediated cytotoxicity
Cellular component (GO): membrane
Molecular function (GO): calcium ion binding; wide pore channel activity; pore-forming activity
Source: RefSeq, a predicted model, not a curated record
GUACAUUGCAUGGUUCCAUUAGACUGGGUGAACCACCAUUGUGAUCAUAUUAAAGGAAAAAGUCCUACAAAUUGGGACUUGAGUCAAGUCUGCUGCUUCCUGGGUUCACACGUGCAUGCACUUGUACAGACUUUUGAAGUCCUCUUUUGAAGUCCUCUGGGGUAACGCCUAACGCUUUGUCUUUGGCACACUGAAGUUUCUUGGCAUCUUCUGCGAGGAUUACUGGGACAAAUGAGCCAUAAUCACAUAUAAAACUGAAGACGUCAACCAUGGAUUUAUCAAUCAUUUAUUUUCUGGUAGCUGUCUACCUGGCCCUCAUACCCCAAACUAGCCCAUCCUGCACCAGAGGCUCCCCCCGUGAGUGCAAAGAGGCCGAGUUUGCCCCAGGAUCCAACCUGGCAGGUGAAGGUUUCGACAUCACCAAGAUGCAGCGCAAAGGAGCCUUUGUCAUCGACAUGAACCUAUGGAGACGGGAGAACAGCACCUGCAUGCUGUGCAAGAACCCGUAUGAAGAGGGCAAGAUGCAGAAAGUCCCAGCAGCUGUGGCGGACUGGCGACCCAAUCAGAAAUGCAGCAUGAAGGUGGCCAGCUCAAUGUAUCAGUCCAGUGAGUCCUUGGUCAGUUCCAGUGCCUCUAAUGUGGAGAACAACUGGAAAGUUGGUUUGAAUUUAGGAUCCGCAUCGCUGAUGCUUGCUGGCACUAACUCAAAGUUAUCUGAAUACUCAAUGGAGAAGACAAAAAGGGACAAAUUCACAUUUUCUCAACAGAAGAUGUCAUGUAGCUACUACAGCUACAGAGUAUCCAACCAACCCCAACUACACCCAGAGUUCCAGUAUGCCAUUAAUCAACUUCCAAAGAAAUACACCAGAAAGACCAAACAGGCUUUCUACAAACUAAUCAAUAACUUUGGCACUCAUUUCAUACCUAAAGUGACUUUGGGUGGGAUGGUGCAGUCGGUGACCAGCAUCAGGCAGUGCAUGGCCUCUCUACAGGGCCUGACCUCAGAUGAGAUCAAGAUGUGUCUUGAAGUGGAGGCUGAAGCCAGCAUUGCAAGCAGAGGCUCAGCAAGGGCUGAGAUGAAGCACUGUCAGGAGGCGAAGGACAAGACAGAGAGCAAGAACAGCUUCUCCAGCAGAUUCAGCGACAGGUUCACAGAGGUCUUUGGUGGCCACACCACUGAACCGGACCUUCUCUUCUCUGCAGACAAAGACCCAGCCGCCUACAAGGAGUGGCUUUCCUCCCUGCCAAUCAACCCCGACAUGAUCUCCUAUUCACUGGAUCCCCUUCAUGAGUUGCUGGCCCCCGACCUUACCGUGAGAAAACAACUACGCAAAGCAAUUAAGCAUUACAUAUUAGAGAGUGGACUCUGGCAGAACUGCUCAGAGCCCUGCAAGUCUGGUGUCAAAAGAAACCCAAAGGAGCCUUGUGUCUGCAGUUGCCAUGGUGAUCCUGGUGUAGGCAGUGACUGCUGUCCUGUUAAACGUGGUCUUGCUCGGGUCGCUAUCACUGCAGUGAGGGCCACUGGGUUGUGGGGCGACUUCUUCACUGCUACAGAUGCUUACGUGAAGGUCUUCAACUCUCAGAACAUGCAACUGGCAAGAACCCCUGUGAUUUGGAACAAGAACUCCCCUCAGUGGCACAUGACCUUUGAUAUCGGUGAUGUCAUCCUCUCUCAGACCAGCAUAGUGAAGUUCGAGGUGUGGGAUGAGGACAGCAAGUGGGAUGACGACCUGCUCGGAACUUGCACAGUGAACCUCAUGGAGGGGACCAAGGAGAAUGCAUGUGGACUGAACCAUGGAAUGUUCUACUACAAACUCAAAGUGAUCUGUGGCCCAAGCCUGAGUGGCCCAUCCUGCUCUGAGUAUGUGAGCUCUCCCAUGAACAGUCACCUGGAGAAGCUGUACGUAUCUCGUCAUGCCCGACCCAUACCGAAUGAAAUGCUGCAGAAAAUGGGAGUCUUUGGGAAUGAACAUCCUAUCAUGAUUAACCUGAGAGAGGACCCAAAUGCACAACACAAGAAACAGGAGAUUUAAUUGAUUACAAAAUAAUUGUGUAAAUAAGCGAUUCGGGUAUCCUUUUCUCUUAUUAAUAUUCAUGGUUUGAGUUGCAAUCGAGUUGAUUUAAAUAUU